CGGUAGCAAAAUGGCGCCGUUUCCAGAAGAUAUUGAUGUUUUUACUGUUCCACAUUCGCGAAUGAAGCAGUUAGUGCAAAUAUAUUCACAAAAACUUACAAGCACAAACUUCAAGAACUACUGUGAUUUCGAAAACCUUCUAAGUGACCUGUAUGCAACAUUCAUUGAGUUCAAGACACAUGAAAAGAUUGAGAAUGAGGAAAUUAUGAAACGAUUAAAACUUAAAUUAAAGGCGCUGUCGAUCAGCAACAGCGCUGUCUGUAACUGCCACUCGGACAACCGGCUCUCCGAGAUGCUGGAGCUCUUUCACAACGGCUUCCGCUGCAACCGACGCACGGACCUUGAGAGGCUGCGAUUCGCCGCCGAGCUGCGCUUCGCCCUCGAGGACUUCACGGGGAAGUUCAUCCCGCACAUGCAGGAGGAGGAGGACGUCUUCCAGCCGCUGCUCAUGAAGUAUUUCACGUUCGACGAGCUGCGCCAUAUGAAGGAUGUUGUACUGACACGACACGAGCGAUGGAAGGAGAAUCGCGACGAGGUCAAGGAGAUGUUUCUCAAGGAAGAGAAACAGGACAAGGAGAAGUGUAACAGUGAGCAGGUGGAGAAGGAAAGUGAAAGCAAGGAUGAAAUUGAGAAGGAAUCGACAGCAGCCAUUUUGGAUCUACCUCCGGAAAUUGCGUCGCAGGUGUUUUCACACCUAGGUGCGAGAGAUUUGCUACGCUGCGCCCAGGUGUGUCGCCACUGGUCAAAGCUUGUCGUGGAUCCUGUACUCUGGACACACAUACGACCACUGGCAUGGGCACAAGGUGACUGGAGCAUACGGGAGCCGAGUGAGGAGAUGGAACCGGACGAGUCCGUGUCACUAAACGACGCUGACGACGACCCGGACAGCUACAAGUCGUCACAUCGAGACGAGGAUGCAGACAUAGAUGAGUCGAGUGAUAGCGAGUCGACUACGAGCAUGGGAUCAAACCACGACAGCAGCAAUGAUGACUAUGUGGAGCAGCGGUGGCGUCUCGUCCGAGAGAUGACCGUGAUGGCAGGACUAGCAAAGCACCUCAUAGCGAAGAUCGGUAGUGGAGUGAAGACACUGCAUCUGUCCAAAAGUUUCGGCAUCCACAACAGAACGGUGAGAAAGAUCUUGUCUUGCUGUCCAAAUUUGGAGCACCUUGACUUAUCAUACACGGACAUGAAUGACACAGCAUUCAAAGGCUUGGACGGCUGCCUCACCAAGCUACGUCACCUCGACGUGAGCGGAUGCAUUAACAUCAGCAACCACGGACUCGAACGUCUCGCACUUUCCCUGGUCGAACGCGGCAGCGUCGCCACGGAGACGACCGACUGGGGCGGCGGCGUGGCGCCGAUGAGCGGCGUCGAGGAGGCGAUGGUUGCCCGCGGUGACGGCGCGUUCGAGUGCGGCCGCGGCGACAAGUGCUGCCGCAUGCAACAGAAUCUGGUCGCUGUCGUCGCGGCGCCACCUGGUGGCGAGGCGAUGGACGUCGACGGGGACGGCUCGGUGGGUGCGAUCGAGAACUGCCACGUGGUGAGCCCGCGCGCGGCGCGCUGUCAGAUGGUGGGCGGCGACUGCGGCGUCUACAGCAUGGCGGUCGAACUCGACGCAUACUGCCGGCGCGAGGUGGCGCCACAGUGCGUGCCCGACGGUGGCUCCAUCUACACCGCCACGCCCGGCGGAGGCACGCGGCGGGUGGACUGUAGAAGCGUGAGUAGGACGACGGCGGGAUCGCCACCAGGUGGCAGGCUGGUCUUCCUCAGUCUCUCCGGCCUCGCACUGAUCACUGACGACGGCCUGCGGUGGUUUGUGAACAUCGGAGGUCUGCCGCUACUGCAGCACAUGGACAUGUCCGGCUGUUUCCAACUGACUGGCGAGAGCAUUGCCGCAGUCGUCGACAGCGCCACCUACCUGCCGCCGCACAAGCUGUUCUAUUGCGACAACAUUCUCGAUGGGCCGUACCCGCAGGAUGCGAGCGGCUGCAGCAACCUGGAGUGCGGCAGCCGCUUCUGCUGCCGCGCCGGAUAUUGAGGCAGCGGCGGCGGCGGCGGCGGCGGACGGUUGCAAGGCGUGUGUUUUCAGAUGGCGUCCCAUGCGGUUGGUGUCCCGGUGAUGUUGUUUCGAUGACCCCCGUGUCUCGAUGACCCCUCUGUCUCGAUGACCCCUCUGUCUCGAUAACCCCCCUGUCUCGAUGACCCCCCUGUCUCGAUAACCCCUGUGUCUCGAUAACCCCCGUGUCUUGGUGACCCCAUGUCUCGAUGACCCCCGUGCGCCUCGGGUUACGGACCCAUUCUUUACAGCAUUUAUUUAAAUUCCUUUAUUCAGAAUUUGAUCACUGUUUAUUCAAUUUAUGCAUCUGCUCUGAGUGCCUCACCCAAAAUUUUGCCACGUGUUUUUUUUAUCAAGUGCCACAUCAGGAAAGUUGCGCUGUACUCGAAUAAAUGCUAACGCUAUAGUACGCUAAUUAAUACCGCCGUCCAAUCAUUCUUUAUCACUGUGCAAUGGUUCGAUAUCAGUAGAGAAAGUACCAAUAUGCUGAAUUCCAAUGUGCCCAGAACUCCUUCAAGUGCACAGUUGCAGGUUCAAUGGAAGCCAUACAAACCUUCAUCGGUUUUUACCGCCUAUGCUUUUCUGUAGCAUUUAUCCUAGGCAAAAUUGCUAAAGUGGGGCUUUUGUUUAAUAAUAGUAGUAGCUGUAGAAUUUCCUCUAGUUAUAUAUAUAUAUAUAAUGUAGGCAUUCAUACAAUUGUGAGCUCACCAUUACAGCACAGAAUGUACAACUGUGAGCCUGUAUGUAUAAUAUGUUAUCGCUUGUGUAACUGACUAUUGUGUAUUCUGCAUUAUUGUGAUGAACAUUCUAAGCAAAACGAGUAGACUCCUGCAACUGCUGGAAUUGAAAUGUUGCCAAGAUAUUUUUCACUAAUAGAGAGCUGUAGAGCUUGAACGUUUUGUUGAUCGAAUGGCGGCCUCUAGUUCAUUGUUGUCGUAAAUAACCUGCGUGAGUCUGCGUUGUUCGCGCAUGAACGUGAGAAGUGCAGUGCCGCAUUUCACAGAUAUUUGUGCCCCUGAGCGUGGUCUACUGUAGAAUAUUGACUGCAGCCGGGUUUCAGGCAUGAAUCGCCUAUAUCGUGCGCUACUAUUGGUUGCAAGGAUUUGUUUUUUGAGUGAUAAAUGAUACUUUUCUGUUUUGGAAAAAAAAGAUCAUAAGAUAAGCUCCACCCCAUCCAGGUACCUGACUGUAAAUGUGGGUUUCUUGGUGGCAUUGUAAUAUUAACCAUGUUAUUUGGAAAAGAGGGCCAAUAUGAGGACGAAUGUUGAGUUAUAGUAUCAUAGUUAACAUAUCUUUAUGUCAGAUUUGGUUGUGGUAGCAUAAACUACAGAAACAUACUUUUUAACUGUUAUUAUUCUGAACUUUGUAAGAAACAGCAAUACCUAAUGUUGGAUGGGACAUUUAUCGUUUUCCAGGUGAAACAUACAUAUUCCACGUAUUCUGGGUUAUAUUAUACACGUAUUGUUUUUGCUGUUGGUAAUCACUGUAUUAUACCUUUCAUAUUUUUAAUUUGUGCUCCCACUUUGCUCAUCAGCAGCCGGGUGUCUGCUGGAUUAAGAUGCUUUGAUGAGUCUUUUCCUAUUUAUAAUAUGUAUGUCUUUACUAUAAAUUUGUUCUGAAACUCGUGUUAAAAUGUAAACUUACAAUGAAACAAUCAACAUGUAUAUAACUGCAUGCCUAAAUUGUUUCAAUUGUUACCAUGCUAUUGAAGGAUAUGAUUAAUUCAGCAUUAUUUUACGGCAGUUCUGGCGGUGAUAAAAUAUUAUUAGGUCAGUUGGAAAUGGUUGGAACAAAUCUGAUAUGAGCAAAAGAUUGCUAUAUCUAAACUAUUGCGCUUUCGCCCUGCAAUUUUUUCAUAUAAAACGACUGUGUAUUAAAUCGGUAUUUAUCCUGGAUAAAACUGGAUGAUAAUAAACACAGAUUUGAUACCAUGUAA
This is a messenger RNA of Priapulus caudatus, 3992 nucleotides long. RefSeq names its product F-box/LRR-repeat protein 5-like. Gene Ontology annotation, biological process: intracellular iron ion homeostasis; SCF-dependent proteasomal ubiquitin-dependent protein catabolic process. NCBI's taxonomy places the organism in Eukaryota, Metazoa, Priapulida, Priapulimorpha, Priapulimorphida, Priapulidae. The transcript has 10 exons. The coding region runs from base 11 to 2038 and encodes 675 amino acids. Gene Ontology annotation, molecular function: protein binding. Gene Ontology annotation, cellular component: SCF ubiquitin ligase complex. The record is from RefSeq and is a predicted model, not a curated record.